Molecule: messenger RNA, 2700 nt
Organism: Perca fluviatilis (European perch)
Lineage: Eukaryota; Metazoa; Chordata; Actinopteri; Perciformes; Percidae
Gene: msl1b
Product: MSL complex subunit 1b
Exons: 9
Coding region: 177-1769 (530 amino acids)
Cellular component (GO): MSL complex
Source: RefSeq, a predicted model, not a curated record
GAAAUGGCCAGCCAACAAAUUACGCAUGCGCAGUAGUCGGCGCUUUAAAACAAGUCUUGAGGAGGGAACAUGAAGGCACUUUGCAGGUGGACUUGAAUAACAGUCGAGGACAGCAGGAAGCUGUGGUUGAAAUGCAGCGCCGAGGCGCUGCAGGAUGAACAGUCGUCGUGUUCGCCAUGACUCUGAGGUCCACACUGUUUCCCAACACAGGAUUCAAGCAGGACGCUGACACCAACGACUUUGACCAAACGCAGUUUGGGGUCGCCACCGUGGGACCCGUGAGCCUCAAGAGGGAGUCCUGCGACUUUGUUAUAGAUGUUCAAAACGCACACGGGGGCGAGAUCCCGAGCAAAUCAAAGGACUUAGGCCAGAAUUACAUGACAAGCAAAGUUUCCCUGGCGGCCACAGUUGCAGAAGACAAUAAAACUGUGGGGAUAUUGUCCCCUGUCAGACAAAUGGGGGGUGAGGGAACCCCAGUGAAAGGUAAACCCCUCUCUGCUGACAAUAUGGAUAACCCUCAGAUGGCUCUAAACAAUAACCCCAAGGAUGGAGUUGCGGAUGACAGUGCAAAGGGGGUUGUCCCAGGAGUCCUUGGCACUGCAUCCAUUGAACUCUCCUCUGAGGGCAAGUGGAGGAACAUCAGGAAGACCCCUGCCAAUCCCCACACACAGGCCAACUGCCUCCGGCAGAUUCUCCUCCUCCAAUUGGACCUUAUUGAACAACAGCAACAACAGCUGCAGUCCAAGGACAAGGAGAUAGAUGAGCUCAAAUCAGACAAAGAGACACUGCUUGCACGUAUUGAGCGCAUGGAGCGUCGCUUGCAGCUCACAAAGAAGGACCCUCCGCGUGACAAGCGCCUUUUCCAGCCCCUGGAGCCAUGGACCCCUGACAAGGAGGACAUGUGGGAUCUGGAAGUAGAGGAGAGUACACAGCCCAACACAGCCACUCCGCUCCCCUUCAGUCGGGGUGGCAAAGGUCAAAAGAGGAAAUCUUGCUUUGGAGAUGCAAAAGUCCAGAAAUCCCGGGGCAAAAGUGCCAAGCUCAGCCCCCAGAAGCCUGAGAUUCAGCCGGGCUCUCCCAAUCAGAGAGAGCUGCGCAGUAAAGAAACCCCAGAGAAGACCGUUCCCAUGAGGUCGGGGUCAGAAAGGGACCUUAUGCUCCCGUGCAAAGAGGAGCCCGAUCUGAACUGUCAGAUCGAAGACCUGCCCUUCAUGUCUACUACAGAGAUGUACCUCUGUUGCUGGAACCAACCUCCUCUGUCUCCACUUCGUGAGACUUCCUCUAAAAAGGAAGAAGAGGUGGCCAGUGAGUGGACUCCUCAUGUAGUACAUGAUAUGCUGAUUGUUUUUCCAUCUUGGAGGGAAAACCACAUAGAGCCUUUGGAAGAGGACUACUCCUUUAUUCCCUCUGAGCCGCUGGAUGACAAUGUGUUUUUAAAACGCCACGCGAAGCUGGAGUUGGAUGAGAAGAGGAGGAAAAGGUGGGACAUCCAGCGAAUCAGAGAGCAGCGCAUGUUUCAGCGUUUGCAGCAGCGCAUGAACAGGAAGAAAGUCGUCCCGGAGACUGAGCCAGAGCUCUCGUCCUUCUAUCCCGACACUGAAGAUGUUGAAACUAUAGUGAUCACUCCCUUCUUGCCUGUCGUUGCAUUUGGCCGACCGUUGCCCAAACUCUCGCAACAGAACUUCGAGCUGCCUUGGCUGGACGAGCGAAGCCGAUGUCGCAUCGAGGUGUCCAAAAAACAGACUCCUCACCGGACCUGUCGGAAGUGAAACCCUGUUGUUUGUGUGUGUGCGUGUGUGUGUGUGUGUGUGUGUCAACCUGCGGAGAGAUGCCGCUCCAUGCCCAGAUUAGAAAAUGCUAUAUUUGUCUUGCCUGGGGGGGGGGACAAGUCACCAGUCCCUAUGUGUAACUGCUGUUGCUUUCAGUCUGAAUUCUCAACGUGUCUCCACUGACCAGGGUGGGAUGGUAGCUGCGCCACUGGGAGUCAGUGAUAUUUUUGGUCUCAUUUACACUUCUGAAAGGGAGAUUAAAAUGCCUGAUGCCCUGAGAUUACAAUCCCUGUUAGCAGCUGUUGUCUGAAAUGUAUGAUCAGUUAUGUGCAUGUUCUGUAACAUGUUUAAAAUACAUUUUGUAGCAUCCAAAGUUGAUUUUAUCACAUAAAAGUGGAGUUUCUCUCACUUUUUAUGCACAGUCAGCUGAAGAGGAAUCUAAUCUUUAACGCAUUCAUGUGGAGCGGGGGGGGGGGGUGACAAAAAAACAUUGGUUGCCAUUUUGAUUGAAAAAGUAGAACUUGUGCUGUAUGUCAUGAGCAAUACAGCUACAACUUUUAUUUCUGGGUCCUCCUGCCACACUCAUUCUCCCUGCCUAUGUGAAAAAAAAAUAGAAGUCAAAAUCUGACUGUUAUCGUGCUGUGUAUCGCCUAUAUUGUUGUUCGCAUACAACUUCAAAUAACAUUUUAUCAAUGUUUAGUGUGAUGUCGGGAGGUUUGAUCCACACUCAGCAUGGUUACAUAUUUAAAAAAAGCUUACAGUUCUUGCCAAUCUAAUGUAAGAAGAAAUUAACAAUAAGCAACCAAAUGAUUGUUCUGUGUUCCUGGUUUGCUUUAUAAAAACAACAGCACUGAUCAUUAGACAGCUAGUAAACCUGGGAGUGAAACCCAGUGUUCUGUUCCCUGUUUUGUUUCUGUUAAGUUUUUUUUUU